Tarenaya hassleriana is the source of this 1525-nucleotide messenger RNA. RefSeq names its product transcription factor bHLH78-like. The record is from RefSeq and is a predicted model, not a curated record. Gene Ontology annotation, cellular component: nucleus. Gene Ontology annotation, biological process: regulation of DNA-templated transcription. Gene Ontology annotation, molecular function: protein dimerization activity; DNA-binding transcription factor activity. The transcript is spliced from 7 exons. Bases 124 to 1323 code for a protein of 399 amino acids. Lineage: Eukaryota; Viridiplantae; Streptophyta; Magnoliopsida; Brassicales; Cleomaceae.
UUUGCAAAUUUUCCGGGAAAAUUCCCACCGAGAAUCUCGAGCUACUCAACCUCAACCCAUAAAGCUAAAAGUUUUCAUCUUUUGGUUAACAGUAAACAAAAGUUUUCAUCUUUAUUACUUUCAAUGGACAACGAUUACUGUCGGAGCGUGGGGUUUCACGCGCCGCCGCAGAAUUUGGACAUGCCUUCAGGAUCCUCCUUAACAAUGGCGAACUGGGACCCGCCUCUGAUGUCUUCCUCCAUGGGAGCGGACCAGUCCCAAGCUUUCUUGCUCAGUCAAAACUGCUGGUCGGAGCAGAGCAUAUUCCAGUCAGCUUUAACUUCGUUGGUCUCUUCUCCUGCCACGACGGAGACGAACUCCGGUGGCAACACCUCCGUGACCGGAAAACUCUCCAGCUUCGGAAACACCAGUUCCGGGGAGUUCUUGCCCUAUUCUUAUCCAUGGCCGGAGCUGAAUUUUCCGGCGAUGAUGAGACCCAUUGCCACGGCGGCGGCGGAGGUCGCCGAUGUCGGCCAAUGGAACAGAGGAUGUGGAACGUCGAUGUCGGCAAAUGGGACAGUGCAACGUGUCGAGAACGCUGCCUCGCUUGUAGCCGUAGGAUCACGGGAUGGAUCAAAAUUUUCCGGCCGAUUUCCCGGAGAAUUUUCCCGGAAAAGAAGAUGUUUGGGGAAGGGGAAAGUGAAGGAAAGCUCAGCCGAGGUCUUGAAAUCAACGGAUCCCAAAAAGGACGGUACGAAUGAUGGGAAUCCGGAGACAAAUGGAUCGAAAGACGAAAAUCCACCGGAGAAAGACUACAUUCACGUCCGAGCACGGCGAGGCCAAGCCACCGAUAGCCACAGCUUAGCCGAACGAGUUCGAAGAGAAAAGAUCAGUGAAAGAAUGAAGCUCCUCCAAAAUCUUGUCCCCGGCUGCAAUAAGGUGAACGGAAAGGCAUUAAUGUUGGACGAAAUCAUAAACUACGUUCAAUCAUUGCAACGGCAAGUUGAGUUCUUGUCCAUGAAGCUUGCUUCGGUCAACUCCUGUCUGGAUGUUCCCAUGGAUUCUCUGAUGUCUAAAAAUAUAACCGAGGCGAAUAUUUGUCCUUCGCGAGGCCAACAAGUAUGCAAAUCUGAUUCGCCGGCGACGGCGACACGAUUCUUGGGCCAGCGAUUUGACCAUUCUGCCCUUCGUCCCUUUCAUAGUAAUACCAAUAUGCCCCCUUCUUCUGCUCAGCAAUGUUACCAAAAUACCCCUCAGUUUUGCGAGGAUGAUCUUCAAGCUUUUGUGCAAAUGGGAUUCCAACAUAACCAAAACUCCCAUGGUAAAAAAAGAAACAUAAUUUAAUGUGCAGUAAUAAAAUAUUAACAUUAUUAUUUUACCAUGGGAGAAAGCAGAGAAACAAACCCUAAUUUGGAGGAAUUGGAGAGCUUCUUCACGUUUGGUUUCGUUUUUCUUCUGUUAUAUAUUGUUGUAUGUUGUAAUUAAGUUUGUGCUAAAUUCUACUUCUACAAGUUCAUGUAAACACUAGAGUUUUGAUGAUAAUGCA